Penicillium cinerascens is the source of this 1632-nucleotide messenger RNA. RefSeq lists its product as uncharacterized. Bases 1 to 1632 code for a protein of 543 amino acids. Gene Ontology annotation, biological process: amino acid transmembrane transport. The transcript is spliced from 7 exons. Gene Ontology annotation, cellular component: membrane. Gene Ontology annotation, molecular function: L-amino acid transmembrane transporter activity. The record is from RefSeq and is a predicted model, not a curated record. NCBI's taxonomy places the organism in Eukaryota, Fungi, Ascomycota, Eurotiomycetes, Eurotiales, Aspergillaceae.
AUGGCAGAGGAGCAAAACGACAUCAGCAAGCCCUCCCUCCAGGAGUUCAUUAUCUGUGAAAAUGUUUCAAAUUCCAGCAUACAAAUCAAAGAGACGAAUAUUCUACAAGGCCGCACCAUUGGUACCUGGGGAGCCAUCUCGCUGAUUGUGAACAACAUUAUCGGCGCGGGAAUAUUCUCGACUCCGACGUCAAUCUUUAAACUCAGCGGUAGCCCUGGCUUAGCUCUGAUUCUUUGGGUCAUCGCAGGUAUUAUCUCAACAUGUGGCGCCAUGGUCAUGUUGGAGUUUGGAUGCAGUAUUCCAAGAUCAGGUGGUAUGAAGGUUUAUCUUGAAAGAUCUUACUCGCCGAAGCUAUUGAUGACGUGCAUUUACGUCUUUUACUGUGUCUUUUUGCGUGAGUUGCAAGCUCUUCCUGUGUCCUCACUUCCGCUUGUUAAUUUCCAUUCUUCUUCCGACUCAGAGACCUCGGCGAGCAACGCAUUCACAAUCUCGUCAUACCUCCUCGAAGCCGGUGGCGCCGAUACGACAGAUUGGAUGCUACGUGGAUUGGCUAUUGCUGCCGUCUCAUUUGCGGUGGGGAUCCAUACCGUGGCACCACGAAUUGGAAGAGGAUUGCAGGAUAUCCUAAGUGCUGUGAAACUAUUUACCCUCUUUUUCAUCGUGUGCACCGGAUUUGCUGCGUUAAGAGGUUAUCUUCGUGUUCCCAAACCGGAUAACCUCAGCGCAACGACUUCUUUCCAAGGAACCUCCAGCAGUGGCUAUAGCAUUGGGACAGCCUUGUUAAAUGCUGUUUUUUCAUUCCAGGGAUAUGACAACUUGAAUGCGGUCAUGUCAGAAGUUAAAAAUCCCCAACGUACUCUCCGCAUCGCUCUGCCUACUGCCAUGGGCAUGGUAACUAUCCUUUAUGUUUUGGUAAACAUUGCAUAUUUUGCGGGUGUCUCAAGAGAUGAAUUUCUGGGCUCUGAUUUAACUAUUGCCGCCUCGCUUUUCAAAAAUGUCUUUGGCCAGUCUGCAGCAGUGAAAGCCUUGCCCGCAUUGGUGGCUAUCUCCGGUAUCGGCAAUCUCCUUAGUGGUGCUUUUACCGUUUCCCGGGUUAUUCAAGAACUGGCGAAGGAUGGAAUCACUCCAUUUCCAGACUUGCUCAUGCAGAAUUGUCCAUUCAAAACACCCAUAGUGUCUCUUGCUAUUCAUCUUGGAGUCACGAUCGUUUUCAUCUGCGCUCCUCCAGCACACGAUGCCUUUAAUUUUGUCGUUAGACUCGGCACUUACCCGGCGGUAUUUCUCUUGACCCUUGUCACUAUUGGGUUAAUUAAACUGCGUCUGUCCAAAGGCGAGAACUUCAAAUCUUCUUUUACCGCCCCGUGGGCUGUUCUUGCACUUUAUCUUGCUGGAAACAUUUUCCUACUCGUGAUGCCUUUUGUUCCGCCAAAAAACGGGAAAGAAAGCACGGGACUUCCAUAUUACUUGUCUCCUGUAGUUGCGAUGGCCAUACUUGCCCUGGGGGUCAUAUACUACGUCAUUCGCUUCCUGCUCUUUCCCAAGAUCUUUGGUUAUGAUCUUGAUUUGAUGACUGUUGACUUGAGUGAUGGAUCACAGGUCUCAAGAUACAGGACGAGAAAGACCAGGGGAUAA